Messenger RNA from Python bivittatus (Burmese python), 1050 nucleotides. The record is from RefSeq and is a predicted model, not a curated record. Lineage: Eukaryota; Metazoa; Chordata; Lepidosauria; Squamata; Pythonidae.
AUGGAAUUUCUAUCUACAAAAGACAGAUUUGUCCCUAACUACAGGUGUGAUAUCCAGAACAAUGUAGUAGCUGUCAUUGGAGGACCCCGUACUAAGACUUGUCUCAAUAUGGCAACCAUGCUGUACAACUACAAAUUUCCACAGCUGAUAUACGGAUCAGCUGCACUGAUGAAUAAUGAAGCUGAAACAGUUUUCUUCAAAUGGAUGUUCCCAGAUGAGAUCCACCAGCUUAAAGGAAUGCUACACUUACUGUUGCGUUUUGGAUGGACCUGGGUUGGGUUAGUUUACUUUGAUGAGGAAGAUAAAGAGAGAUUCAUUCAAAAUAGGCUUUCUAUGUUUUCUGAGAGAGGCAUUUGCUUUGACUUUAUAGAAUGUAUGCCCAAAAUGAUGUAUGGAAAUGAAGCUGCUGAAAUGAUUGAAGAGACAGAUAAAUUAGGUAAAGUGAUCAUGAGGAGUAGAGUCAGUGCAGUGUUCUUGAAUGGUGAAAUUUGGACUAUAAUGGCUUUGAGAGUAAUGAUCUAUCUUUUAGAUUCUGAUGAUAUUCCUAAGGAGAGAAAAGCCAAAGUUUGGAUCAUGUCAGCCCAGAUGGAAUUCACCUCCAUUCUUAUGCAAAGACAGUGGCCUUUUCUCCAUGGUGCUCUUUCCUUUGCAAUUCACUCAAAGGAGCUGACAGGAUUCCAGAAAUUUGUGCAGAAGAGAAACCCAAACCUUGAAAAAGAAGAUGGCUUUAUUAGGGAUUUCUGGAAAGACGCAUUUGAAUGCUCAUUCUCCAGUGAGAUGAUAGAUGGGAAUGCUGAAAGGUUCUGCACUGGAGAAGAGAAGCUGGAGACUCUUUCUCAAUCUGUGUUUGAAAUGAGCAUGACUGGCCACAGCUACAGCCUCUACAAUGCAGUCUAUGCUGUGGCACAUACUCUGAGGGCCAUGCACUUCUCCAAAAUCAAAGGGGGUCGAAUAAUUAAUGGGAGGAGAUGGAAGCUGUUGCUUCAAUCACCAUGGCAGGUAAUGUUGGCUAAUGCAAAAUUCAGGAAAGUUAUCAUGACAUGUGCUUAG